AUGGCGAGAACGAGGACGACCGUGAGGCCGCCGAAUCCGCCGAGAAAGAAGCAAGCGUUCGUCGACAUCCUCGAUGAACUCGCGGACGUGUGCGAAAAGCUCGGGGACGGCAGACGCGCGAAAGCCUUCCUCGUCGCCUCGGAAAAGAUGAGAUCUCACGACGACGGCUCGGACGUCCUCUCCGAGGAGAGCCCGGCGGUCUACGCGAAGGUCGAAGGCGUCGGCGAAGCCGCUCUCGAGCUGAUGCACGAAUUCGUGACCUACCAGGACAACUGGUCGCCCUCGGGGGAGCUCGAAAUCGCGACGGAGCUGAAAGAGAAGCUCCUGGAACGACGCAAGGACGCGGCGCGCGCGGCCGCGAGAAAGAUUCACGCGCGCACUGGAGGAGGAGGAGACGCCGCGCCGCCUGGUCCCACCCCCGCGCUCCCUUCCGAGGUCCUCGCGGAGAUCUUCUACAUCGUCUCCAGAGACACCUCCCCGGACGUCGGCCUGCGGAACGUCCUGCGCGCGAGCCAGACGUGCCGGGGAUGGAGAGACGCGGAGCGAGAGUCGAGGUGGCUGUGGAGAAGCAUCCGCGAGGACCGCUUCGGCGCGGACCCGAAUGAGAACGACCCUGACGGCGACGACGGCGGCGACGACGACGACGGCGGCGACGCGCGCUGCGACCAUCGCGCGGCGUGUCGCCGCCUCGCGACCGGCGACGCCGUCGCGUGCGCGUACGAGCGCGGGAGAUGGCUGCGCGAGAUACAGGACGCGAAGACGUACGUCGUGAAGGUGUCGCAUCCGUUCGAGAUGGUGAGCGCGAGAGGGAGGUUUCUCACGACGACGCGCGAGACGGAAGACGAACCCGACCCGGAGCGACUCCACUUCCACGCGCGCGGCGCCGAGGACGUCGAUUACGUCGUCGAGAUCCCCGCGCGCGUCGGGAGGAAGAAGAAGGACGAAGACGGAGACGGAGACGCGCGGUCCGUCGAGAUCCCCGCGCGCGUGCACGAGCACGUUCUCGAGCUGCCUCUUCCGGACUUCCGCGGGUGGAUCCGAGACUGCGACGCGCGGUACGACGCGCUUCAAACGCGCGACGCGCCGCCGCGGGAUUGGUCGCUCCUGUCGCUUCCGGGCCGCAGACAGACGCGCUUGUUGGUCUCCGUCGGGGUCGUCCGCGACCGAGAGGACGCGAAAGGUCGCGGGAUGAAUACGAAUCGACGCGACGUGGAGACGCUCGCGUCGUUCGCCGCGACGGUGACGACGUACCCUCCGGAGGUGGAGCGGGAGCUGCUCGACCGCGCGAAUAAGGCGCGUUCUAUACACUGGUUCCCAUACGACCGCGUUCGCGUGGUGAACGCCGAUCCUUAA
Messenger RNA from Micromonas pusilla CCMP1545, 1353 nucleotides. RefSeq lists its product as uncharacterized. The transcript has 2 exons. Gene Ontology annotation, molecular function: protein binding. The record is from RefSeq and is a predicted model, not a curated record. Lineage: Eukaryota; Viridiplantae; Chlorophyta; Mamiellophyceae; Mamiellales; Mamiellaceae. The coding region runs from base 1 to 1353 and encodes 450 amino acids.